CCGUCACCAGCCAGUGUGCUGCCCAUCAGCCAUCACCAGCCAGUGUGCUGCCCAUCAGCCAUCACCAGCCAGUGUGCUGCCCAUCAGCCAUCACCAGCCAGUGUGCUGCCCAUCAGCCAUCACCAGCCAGUGUGCUGCCCAUCAGCCAUCACCAGCCAGUGUGCUGCCCAUCAGCCAUCACCAGCCAGUGUGCUGCCCAUCAGCCGUCACCAGCCAGUGUGCUGCCCAUCAGCCAUCACCAGCCAGUGUGCUGCCCAUCAGCCAUCACCAGCCAGUAUGCUGCCCAUCAGCCAUCACCAGCCAGUAUGCUGCCCAUCAGCCAUCACCAGCCAGUGUGCUGCCCAUCAGCCAUCACCAGCCAGUGUGCUGCCCAUCAGCCAUCACCAGCCAGUGUGCUGCCCAUCAGCCGUCACCAGCCAGUGUGUUGCCCAUCAGCCAUCACCAGCCAGUGUGCUGCCCAUCAGCCAUCACCAGCCAGUGUGCUGCCCAUCAGCCAUCACCAGCCAGUGUGCUGCCCAUCAGCCAUCACCAGCCAGUGUGCUGCCCAUCAGCCAUCACCAGCCAGUGUGCUGCCCAUCAGCCGUCACCAGCCAGUGUGCUGCCCAUCAGCCAUCACCAGCCAGUGUGCAGCCCAUCAGCCAUCACCAGCCAGUCUGCUGCCCAUCAGCCAUCAUUAG
This is a messenger RNA of Oncorhynchus nerka (sockeye salmon), 677 nucleotides long. RefSeq lists its product as uncharacterized. The record is from RefSeq and is a predicted model, not a curated record. NCBI's taxonomy places the organism in Eukaryota, Metazoa, Chordata, Actinopteri, Salmoniformes, Salmonidae. The transcript has a single exon. The annotation marks the transcript as partial.